GGAGUUGAGGUGGAUCAGGUUACUUCAAUGAAUGGUGAACAGACUCGACGGGCUGAAUGGCCUCUCGGUUUCCCUCGGAGAUGUUAUCACCCCCUCCCCACCUCCGCUGACUUUCACGCCGCUGAGCCCAGUCUCCGCCCUGGCGUUCGUCUGGCGCAGCGCCCGCCCGCUUUUCCGGACUCUCGGUGUCCGGCAGCGGAGGGACAUGGCCGGACUGGCCGCUGUGGCCGACGUGCAGAUCGACCCCGACGGGGUUUUCAAGUAUAUCCUGGUGAGGGUGAGCAAGAAGGGCGGCCCGGAGCACAAGGACAUUGUGAGGGGCACCAAGACCGCCGAGUUUCACAAUAAUAUUUUUGAAAAACUGGCUCCUGAAAUGGAAAAGCUGGAGCUGGAAUGCAAGUGUCUGGGAGGUGGAAAAAUUGAUCACAACAGCAAGGAGAAAAAAAUUCGUGUAUUCGGUGUUUCCACGGUUUCAACUGUUUCCAGGAUUUCUUGGCUGGCCUCCCACUUACACCCUCCAAGUGUUUUACAUCAACUCAUCCAUUUUCUCUGUGCUGGCUGGCUGCAAUCAUGUCUGGUUGAACCUUGAACUUUUUCAAAACUUGGCAAAGGCCCAUGGAGAAAUCAGAAUCAUUCAAAUGCAGCAGAAUGAAUUUUGCUUGUUUUCCUGAAAUCUCUGCUGAUUUGUAAAUCUGACCUACGACACAGACAAGGUUGGAUUAUCAGAAAUGUUUAUCAAUAUAUCUCAAAUUGGAUAAACACGCAUAUCUUUUUGUGGAUGCUGUAUAAGGUAAUGCUUCUAAAAGAGUUAAUGCUGAAGUUGCAUUAAACCCCACCUAAUCUGAUGGUGUCACACAGUCUUUGGUGGAGAAUCUAGCACAAAGUCCUGAUGGGGGCAGAUGUGGCAUUGCUGCCUCUUGACAGGCUUGAGUAAUUAUGUCUAACUAGUCAUUUUAAUAUGUACCUAUUGCUAUCAUACAAUAAACUUGUUUUGUAAGAGAA
Rhincodon typus (whale shark) is the source of this 1002-nucleotide messenger RNA. RefSeq lists its product as uncharacterized. NCBI's taxonomy places the organism in Eukaryota, Metazoa, Chordata, Chondrichthyes, Orectolobiformes, Rhincodontidae. Gene Ontology annotation, cellular component: cytosol. The transcript has 4 exons. Gene Ontology annotation, molecular function: protein histidine phosphatase activity. The coding region runs from base 32 to 589 and encodes 185 amino acids. Gene Ontology annotation, biological process: peptidyl-histidine dephosphorylation. The record is from RefSeq and is a predicted model, not a curated record.